AUAUUUUUCUUUGCUUUUAAAGUUUACUUGAAAUGAAGAAAGCUAAUGUAUACUCGCGAUAUAGGCCUAGUGUUCGUAUUGGCAAUUGGUUCGAAGACAUUUGCCUUGAAGAGGAUGAAAUCAAGGCAUUUCUUCGUAAGCGUCAAAAAACUGAGCUACUUAUUCAAAAAACUCGUUUAUUGUUUGUAAAUUUUCAUGCUAAAGUCGAAUUGGAUGCACUCUCUGAUCACAUUCAGUUUGGAGCUGUGGUUCAAAUUUUAUCAUGCAUUAAUAUUUGUCCUGACAAUUCAAGUUUAAAAUCUGCGUUAUCGGUUAUUAUCAAUGAACAGGUGGUACGAAAAAGUCUUCGAAUCAAUGAAAUAUGUGAAUUGACAGUUGCGCCAUCUGUACAACCUUGUGCCAGGAAUUCAUUUAAAAUUAUAAGCGGAGACAGUAAAAAUCGGGAUGGUGAACCUCUAAGGUUUGGUCAAAAUUUUUGUUUGCAGUGCGCUGAUGCAGAGGAACAGCCACUUCUACUUAUCAGUAUGCAAAAAUCAGCUGAUUUAGCUACCAUGAUUCAACCAUCUUUUGAUUCUCGAAAACGCGGUGAAAUCAAUUUACCAGUUGCGUUGUGCUUGGAAAAGAAUAUUGGUCCAGGGAAGAGCAUUCCUUCUGCAUAUGCUAGAUGGCGUUGUUAUCACGCAGAUCCAAAAAUGCGAUUUGAAACAGAUGGUGCACCUAUUCCACCCAAUACUCCUCUUGUUAUAACACAUUUUGCAACGAAUCGAAAUUUGGCAACGGAAAAUAUUAUAAUUCAAACUCUUUUUGGACCGGUUUGAACUUCUUGUUUCCGUUCAAAAUUACAUCGAUAUUUUUAGAAAAGAGAGCCCUAAGAACCUUUGGAUUAUAUCAGUUGGUAAUGAGAACAAAUCUGAAAAUUCAACUGAAAAAUAAUUAAUAAUAAUUGUUUUGCAAUUUACAUCAAAAAAAUACUAAACAUGGAAAAUUA
Episyrphus balteatus (marmalade hoverfly) is the source of this 988-nucleotide messenger RNA. Its product is annotated as cilia- and flagella-associated protein 161. The transcript has 6 exons. Bases 33 to 818 code for a protein of 261 amino acids. Gene Ontology annotation, cellular component: motile cilium. Lineage: Eukaryota; Metazoa; Arthropoda; Insecta; Diptera; Syrphidae. The record is from RefSeq and is a predicted model, not a curated record. Gene Ontology annotation, biological process: cilium assembly.